Peniophora sp. CBMAI 1063 is the source of this 282-nucleotide messenger RNA. The record is from the annotation of a GenBank genome assembly. NCBI's taxonomy places the organism in Eukaryota, Fungi, Basidiomycota, Agaricomycetes, Russulales, Peniophoraceae.
AUGCGUUUGAUAACCGCGACGCGUUCCUACCUUCGAUCAUACUCGCUACUACCAACUCCUCCUCCCGACUUCCCGACUCCGCACCAAACUGCACUCGACCCUCACGCCCCAUCAAAUCUGCACAGCACAAACGAUCCGUUUUCUAACCCCCCACGCCGACAGGCUCUCCGUCCUUCUCAGACUACCGCCAUAUCCGCUCGCGUCGUUGGUCGAGUUGUGCCGGGUGUUAGGGUCGCGGAAGUUAUUGGCUUGAAGGGGGAUACGAGCAGUAGCGAAGUGUAA